AUGACCAGUCCAACCCAGGUCCAGCUGAAAUGCACUAUCAAGGAAGCCAUCCCACUGGCCAGUGAUGUUUCUUUCAGAGCUGUCUGGCUUGUGCUCAACAACUACCAGAAUGUUCUAGCCUUCAUGUAUGCCAUUGAAGAGAUCAACAGGAAUCCUCAACUUUUACCCAACAUAUCUCUGGGGUAUGAGUAUCACACCUUACUGUAUAGCUAUUGGAGGCUGUUGGAGGCUUUCUUCAUAUUGCACACAGGACAGGAUACAACCCCUAACUAUUCCUGUGGGAGAGAGAGCAAGUCUGUAGCUCUAAUAACAGGAACAUCACGGGCAAAUGCUGUUCAAACUGGAACACUACCAGAACUCUAUAGAUUUCCGCAGCAUGAGAAGAUUGCUGGUUUUAAAACCUUUGUCCAGAGAGUGAAUCCUUCCAAAUACCCAGAAGACACUUUCCUCACUUGGUAUUGGUACCAGAAUUUCCAUUGCUCAUUAUCAGAGUCUGACUGUAUGGUGAAGGACUGUCCCCCUAAUGCCUCUCUGGAUUGGCUACCUUAUUUUGACACAACCAUGAGCGAUGGGACUUACAAUACUUACAACGCUGUGUAUGCUGUGGCCCAUGCCCUUCAUGAGAUGUUAUUUCAGCAAGGUGAAAUGGAACCAGUAAGAAAUGGGAACACAGUGGUAUUUUACCCUUGGCAGCUGCACUCUUUUCUGAAGAACUUGCAAUUUAAAAAUAUUGGAGGAGACCAAGUAAAUUUAGAUGACAAAAAUAAGGUGCAUGCAAAGUAUGACAUUCUUAAUUUUUGGAAUUUCCCAGAAGGCUUUAGACUUAGAGUGAAAGUAGGAGAGUUUUCCCAGCAUGUUCCACUUGAUCAACAAUUGUCUUUAUCAGAGGAUAUGAUAGAAUGGGCCGCUGGAAUUACAGAGACCCCACAUUUUGUGUGCAGUGAAAGUUGCCAUCCAGGAUUCAGGAAAUCCCCACAAGAAGGAAAGCCUGCCUGUUGCUUCGAUUACCCUUGCCCAGAGAAUGAGAUUGCCAAUGAAACAGACCAAGAACAAUGUGUGAAGUGUCCAAAUCAUCAGUAUGCCAACAUUCAGAGAAACCACUGUCUACCAAAGUCUGUGACCUUUCUGGCCUAUGAAGACUCGCUGGGGAAGACCCUGGCUGUCACAGCACUGAGCUUUACUAUUCUCACAGCUGCUGUUCUUGGGCUCUUUGUGAAGCACCGAGACACUCCCAUUGUCAAAGCCAAUAACCACACUCUCAGUUACAUCCUGCUCCUCUCCCUCACCUGCUGUUUUCUCUGUUCAUUUCUCUUUGGUCAUCCAAACACAACCACCUGCAUCCUGCAGCAGACCAUAUUUGGAAUUGUGUUUACAGUGGCUGUUUCCACUGUCUUGGCCAAAACUAUGACUGUGGUUCUGGCUUUUAAAGUCACUGCUCCAGGAAGAAGGGUGAGGAAGCUGUUGGUAUUGGGUGCACCUAACUCCAUCAUCCUCAUCUGUUCCUUAAUCCAACUCAUCAUCUGUGGAAUCUGGAUGGGAACCAAGCCACCCUUUAUUGGAACAGAUUCGUACUCUGAACAUGGCCACAUCAUCAUCAUCUGUGACAAGGGCUCCCUCACUGCCUUCUACUGUGUCCUGGGAUACCUGGGCUCCCUGGCCCUGGUGAGCUUCACAGUGGCUUUUCUGGCCAGGAACCUGCCUGACACCUUCAAUGAAGCCAAGUUCCUGACAUUCAGCAUGCUGGUGUUCUGCAGUGUCUGGCUCACCUUCCUCCCUGUGUACCACAGCACCAAGGGGAAAGUCAUGGUGGCCAUGGAGGUCUUCUCCAUCUUGGCCUCCAGUGCAGGGCUGCUGGGCUGCAUCUUUGUCCCUAAGUGUUAUAUUAUUUUGUUCAGGCCAGAGAGAAAUUCUAUACAUGAGUUUAAAGAUAAAGCAAGUUCAUGGAAGAAGAAGCAGUCUUCAUAUAAAAGAAAUGUGUUUUCUUAA
Octodon degus (degu) is the source of this 1986-nucleotide messenger RNA. Its product is annotated as vomeronasal type-2 receptor 116-like. Gene Ontology annotation, cellular component: membrane. Gene Ontology annotation, molecular function: G protein-coupled receptor activity. The record is from RefSeq and is a predicted model, not a curated record. Lineage: Eukaryota; Metazoa; Chordata; Mammalia; Rodentia; Octodontidae. Gene Ontology annotation, biological process: G protein-coupled receptor signaling pathway.